GAAAAUCUCCCGGCAUGCUUUUCAGCAGGGCCGAGAAGAAGGAGCUUCGUGAUGGAGUCUGCUGGAGGCUAAAGACAUAAAUCUGCUGAGAUUUGAGCUGAGUAACGUGUGAGACGUGCAUGUUCCUCCACAGCGGAGCUUCAAGGAGGAUUCACACCGGUUCAUGACAGACACUUAGGCCGCUGCGCGACGGAGAUCCUCGGUUUAGCUGGUCACCAUGGCGACGGACAUCGGCUCGCCGCAGCGGUUCUUCCACAUGCCGCGCUUCCAGCACCAGGCGCCCCGACAGGUGUUCUACAAGAGGCCGGAUUUCGCCCAGCAGCAGGCCAUGCAGCAGCUCACCUUCGAUGGGAAACGCAUGAGGAAGGCCGUGAACCGCAAGACCAUCGACUACAACCCCUCUGUCAUCAGAUACCUGGAGAACCGACUGUGGCAGCGAGAUCACCGAGACUUCAGAGCCAUUCAGCCCGACGCUGGCUGCUACAACGACCUCGUCCCUCCUGUCGGGAUGCUGAAUAACCCCAUGAACGCCGUCACUACGAAGUUCGUCCGAACCUCCACCAACAAAGUGAAGUGUCCGGUGUUCGUCAUCAGGUGGACUCCUGAAGGCCGCCGGCUGGUGACCGGAGCCUCCAGUGGAGAGUUCACUCUAUGGAAUGGACUCACCUUCAACUUUGAGACCAUCCUCCAGGCCCACGACAGUCCGGUCCGGGCGAUGACGUGGUCUCAUAACGACAUGUGGAUGCUGACGGCGGACCACGGUGGCUACGUCAAGUACUGGCAGUCCAACAUGAACAACGUCAAGAUGUUCCAGGCUCACAAGGAGGCCAUUAGAGAAGCCAGUUUCUCUCCGACCGAUAAUAAAUUCGCCACCUGCUCAGACGACGGAACCGUCAGGAUUUGGGACUUUCUGCGCUGCCAUGAGGAGAGGAUCCUGAGAGGUCACGGCGCUGAUGUGAAGUGUGUCGACUGGCAUCCAACCAAAGGCCUGGUGGUGUCGGGCAGCAAGGACAGCCAGCAGCCAAUCAAAUUCUGGGACCCAAAGACGGGACAGAGUCUGGCGACGCUACACGCCCACAAGAACACUGUGAUGGAGGUGAAGUGGAACCUCAACGGUAACUGGCUGCUGACGGCGUCACGGGAUCACCUGUGCAAACUGUUCGACAUCAGAAACCUGAAGGAGGAGCUGCAGGUGUUCAGAGGACACAAGAAGGAGGCCACAGCUGUAGCCUGGCAUCCCGUCCAUGAAGGUCUGUUUGCCAGUGGAGGUUCUGAUGGUUCUCUGUUGUUCUGGCACACUGGUGUGGAGAAGGAGGUGGGAGGGAUGGAGAUGGCUCAUGAGGGGAUGAUCUGGAGUCUGGCCUGGCACCCACUGGGUCACAUCCUCUGCUCCGGGUCCAACGACCACACCAGUAAGUUCUGGACCAGGAAUCGACCCGGUGACAAGAUGAGAGACCGCUACAACCUGAACCUGCUGCCAGGAAUGUCCGAGGACGGCGUGGAGUACGAUGACGUGGAGCCGAACAGCGUAGCGGCGAUACCUGGGAUGGGAAUCCCCGAGCAGCUGAAGGCUGCCAUGGAGCAGGAGCAGAGCAGUAAAGAGGUGGCUCCUGAGGUAGAGAUGUCCAUCCCAGGUCUGGACUGGGGCAUGGACGAGGUGAUGGGCAAAGACGCCAAGAAGGUCCCUCAGAAGAAAGUCCCAUAUGCCAAACCCAUCCCCGCACAGUUCCAACAGGCCUGGGCCGAGAACAAAGUUCCCAUGAUGCCUCCUUCUGGAGACCUGUCCAAAGACCGGAAGGUGGAGCAGAAAGUAGAGGCAAAGAAGAAGACUCAGGCGGAGAUCGAGCAGGAAAUGGCAGCGCUGCAGUACACCAACCCCAUGCUGCUGGAGCAGAUGAAGAUGGACCGCAUGAACCAGAUGAACAACGAGGGGAACAUGGGCCCCUCCCAGGGUCAGGGCUCCAUGGGCCCCUUCCCUGGCCCUGGGGGCCCCAUGCCUCCUGGACAGCAGGGCUUUCCCCCCAGUAUGCCUCCACAGCAGAUGUCCAACAACAUGGGGCCCCCGAUGGGCCCCGGAGGCAUGCAGUCUCCGUACAUGCCUCCUGGUCAGGUGGGGCCCUCCUCUGGACCCCAGUCUCACCAGGGGCCCCCUCAGGGCAUGAUGGGACCACCAGACAUGCAGGGACCCCAAGGUAUGCAGAGACAUCCUGGCCCCCCAAGGAACAUGGGUCCCCAAGGGCCUCACAGUAUGGGACCCAGAGGGAUGCAGGGGCCGCCUGGAGGGAUGAUGGGCCCCCCUCCUCGAGGAAUGGGUCCUAGGGAUCCUCAGGGGCCCCCACCUCAGGGAGGCAUGAUGCCCCCUCAAGGCAACAUGAUGGGCCCCCAGGGUCCUAUGCAGGGUGGGAUGAUGGGGCCCCCACCCAGGACACAUGGCAAUAUGCCCAACAACUAUGGGAUGGGCAACAUGCAGGGGCCCCCAGGAGGGAUUCAUGGCCCCCCAGGAAAUAUGCAGGGACCCCAUGGAAAUAUGCAGGGCCCCCCUGGUAAUAUGCAGGGGCCCCAUGGAAACAUGCAGGGGCCCCAUGGAAACAUGCAGGGGCCCCUGUAUUUGCAGCACCAGGGCCAGAACACGGGGCCAAUGAUGCAUGGGAUAGGACAGCAGGGGCCCAGCAGCAAAGGAGACCCUCGGGGGCCACCGCCCAACCACCACAUGGGCCCUCCUGACCGGCAGGGCCCCGGGGGACCAGACCAGGGCUCGGGGCCCUACUGGGGGGACAACCAGCAGGGCAGGAGAGGACCGCAGGACUUUGACGGAGGACAGGACUUCCACGGCCGAGUAGACGAGGGCUGGAGACCCGGAUACCAGGGAGCAGCCGGGGGCCACAGGGGAGCCGGGCCCCGGGCUGGGGGGAACGGAGGCAGCUGGGGCCCCGAUGAGAGAUUCACCGGGGGAGAGUUCAGGGGCCGCAGGGAUGACAGGUUCCGAGGAGGUGGUCCGGGUCGGCCUGGAGGUCGAGGUUACCCUGAUGACUACAGCAGCCAGGAGGAGGUCUUUGAUGGCCCUGAGGAGACGGGACGAGGCUGGGACAGCGGAGGACGAGGGAGACCGCCUAGAGGAGGAGGUCCACCGAGAGGAGGAGGUCACGAUGGUUACCGCGACGGGCAGCAGAUGCAUGAUGGGUCGUCCCCGGCUGGUCGAGAGCGCUCUUCAUCUCUGCAGGGGAUGGACAUGGCGUCUCUGCCCCCCCGCAAGCGUCCAUGGCAGGACGGACCGGGGACAGGAGACCUCCGAGAGAGAGAGUCCCCCGGAGCUGAUGGAGGUCGUAUGUCUCAGAGGGAGGACGGCGGUUACGGUCCAUCUGGUCGUGGUGGACGAGGGGGCUGGGGUCCCGGAGGCCCUCCUGGGCCCCGGCGAGGAGGACCCCCACCCAGAGGAGUGCCAAGGGGCGGCGUUCGGGGCCGGUAGUCCUGAAUGUAGAAAUAAAAACUCCCAUGAUCCUCUGCUCCUUUGGUUCUCCCUGCUGGUUCCUCCACACACCUGAGACCAGAUGGACUUUGUCACUUUCAGUGUGUGAAGAACGGAGGCUUGUGAUUGGCCCCUGAGACGACAGGUAGAAGAGACAUGUAAAAUACUGUAGAGACUCAUCGUGUUGUUUGUAUCGGCGUCUCUUUUAUUCCACUUCAUCUGCAGCUUCCAGCUUUUUGUCCUUUUUGUAACAGAUUUCUAUGUUUUUGUGUUUUCACUGAGGUGGACAAUAAAGAUUCACACUUCAA
This is a messenger RNA of Acanthochromis polyacanthus (spiny chromis), 3774 nucleotides long. Its product is annotated as pre-mRNA 3' end processing protein WDR33-like. The transcript is spliced from 21 exons. Bases 218 to 3466 code for a protein of 1082 amino acids. Gene Ontology annotation, cellular component: mRNA cleavage and polyadenylation specificity factor complex. Lineage: Eukaryota; Metazoa; Chordata; Actinopteri; Pomacentridae. The record is from RefSeq and is a predicted model, not a curated record. Gene Ontology annotation, molecular function: protein binding.